Messenger RNA from Pungitius pungitius (ninespine stickleback), 10424 nucleotides. RefSeq names its product junctional cadherin 5 associated a (gene jcada). Gene Ontology annotation, biological process: positive regulation of blood vessel endothelial cell proliferation involved in sprouting angiogenesis. Bases 3537 to 8327 code for a protein of 1596 amino acids. The transcript is spliced from 5 exons. Gene Ontology annotation, cellular component: ruffle membrane; adherens junction. Lineage: Eukaryota; Metazoa; Chordata; Actinopteri; Perciformes; Gasterosteidae. The record is from RefSeq and is a predicted model, not a curated record.
AAGCAAUGCCGCGGAAAUAUCUUUGCUUUUGCUAUUUCUAUUGUCUGAGGAGUACCAUUCACAAAGCCAAACAAUGGAAUAUGCUCAACAUAUGGUGUUCUUUUGUGUUGGAAACUUAAGCUUUUAAUACUGUUUUUUUAAAUCCGAUUCAUCGAUGGAUUGACCGAUUAAUUGAUUAUCAAAAUAAUCAUUAGUUGCAGCCCUAUGUUAGUUUUUCACCACUUUAUAUUUGGUCAUGGUUUCCCUAACCUUUUUUCCUGAUAUUACCGCAGAUGAUAUGCCCCCGACUCACUUUCUUUGGAAGGGAGACAGCUCCUCUAAGGGAUACAGUGAUGUCACCCGGUUAAGCAAUCCCGGGUGCGGGGCUGUCUGCUGAAUGUGAUAGGCUGUCAUCCCUGAGUGUGCACUGUCCAAAAAAAUGCGGGCCAGAGACAAGCCAAGUGCACACACCCUAGGUUCAGGCGGCUCUGGUGGAAUAUUUUUAGUAAGCAGGCUGGAAGUCUCAUCGGUUCCAGGCCCUGGCGCUUGACAUUCUUUUUGUUGUGUUGUGGUGUUUUUCUUGCUAUGAGCCUGUUCAUUCCAGACUUGUUUUUGUCUUUAGUGCACUUUUGGGAGAGAUAUGCUAUCUUCACACAUUUCAGUGUGUUCUUUAAUCUAAAUGAAUCCCUGUUACUUAAUUGGUUUUGACUAUCUUCUUGUAAUUUCUAUGCUAUAUUUUCAUUGACUGUUAUGUCUACUCUAUCUUUAAAGUGAAUUUAGAUUAUCUAUACGGUGAUGUCACCGAUGUCACCCACGCUAUCUGGAAUAUUUACUAAGACCCUCUUUGGUUGUCCCCGAAGCCCGAGCUAGGUCUCCAUCCUAUAUUGUCUGUUUGCCUUCACCUACACCUCCCCCGCCAUGCCCUUGUCUCAGUUGGGCCAUGAAUAAGGAGCUGACACCAAACUGUCAACCUGCAAACCGUCAUGCCCCUGCAGCUUGUUGCCGCUGGUAUAGCUGCCAGUAAGGGCACAGCCUACUCCCCCCAAAAAAUAAGCUUGUACCUGUUUUUAAUAAAGAAGCAUUGGUCUUGACAAAAGUUCACUUCACCCCAAAAGCGAUUGCCUCACAUUGCUGCGUGGUAAAUGUGAAUGGUGUCACGGUAAUAACGUACAGCGACUGAUCAAGAGAAAAACUGGGUUUCAUAUUUAGCUUUUCUGUUUACAUGUUAUCCUUAAACUAUAUUAUUAAUUUCUGUUUGAAUGAGCUUUAAAAUAUUAAAAUAAAUUAUCAUUAAAAAAAUCAAAAGAGCCUGUAAUGCCAGUCUUUUUCACAUAAGACAGUAUUGUAGCAAAACACAAUGUUGUGUUGAAGGAGAUGAAAGUCGACGAUUGUUGCAUACCGUUGCUUGAAUCCAAGGUUUAAUUUGAUAUAAAAUGGGUAAUUCCAUUGCGUAACAGCAUUAGCAGUAUUUAAACAGGGCUUGCCAUAGGAAGGGAGGAGUGCGGAGUGAGGGUGUUAGUGGCGGAUGACUGAAUGUGAGCAGGUCACUUUACAGGAGGGAAUCCUUGCUUUUACUGAUAAUCCUCAUUGGGUGAUGACACCAAGAAAAAUGUCCUCAGAUUAAGGGGUUUAGCGAGAUUAGAAAGCAUAUGGACAUGCAGAUAAAACAGGUUAAUGUGUGAAAAUCAUAACAAAAGCAAAUUAUGAUAUUAAUGAACAUAGCCCGUGACUCAAGGCCCACUUGGCCUUUAUAUUAAGAAUUGUGGAUGGUUAGGGAGAUAAGGUGUUAAUUCUUGGGCUGUCACCGAAUAUUCAAUAUCCGAAUAAAUAUUUGAAAAGUUGUUAAACAGAUAUCCGAAUGUGAAAUUUGAUAUUUGAAUGUAAAAAACAACAACUUUGCACUGAUUAUUUGAUUUUUUUGCCGUUUUAUGCCAAGGAAAAGUUAUAUGUUUACCACAGCAGAGCUCGCUUGGAGCGUUCAAUGUCUGUUUUAUUCUCGCCUCUAUAGGUUAAGAAUAUUUUUUUCAAUCACUGAUUUAAGCCUGCCAUAUUUGGGACAAGAAUCGCAACCUUAAAUUGCUCACACAAAGCUUUUGAUCAGCAUUUGUUUAUUGUUGUCGUUCAUUUAAACCGCUAUGCGCAGAGAGCACUAGGGUGCGAGCGAGGGAGAGAGAGUGCGUGUGUGCGAGAGACGGCCAUUAGUACAUUUACAUAUUUUUGUGUAGAUAAUUGGUUGUUAAAUAUGUUUAAACUUAAAAGAAAUUACCUAUACAAGUAGUUAAUUAUCGUUGUAUUAAUUUGUCCUGUUAUUGACGUGCCUAAUGCGCUAUGGACUUCCUCAACAAAGAAAGACGCUGCAGAAUCAGCAGCGGCUUUGCGCGCAUGACUAAGUCUGGACGUGACGUAUGUCUCCUCCGUAGCAACCAGAUAUUCGAAUAUAUGUGGGGUUUUUUAAGCGAAUCUUUGAACUGAAUUUUUGAGCAAUUUUGACAGCCCUAGAUGAUACUAAUCUGACUGAUUGUGAUACAUGCUUCUCCAAGUUGCAAGUACAAUUGGUGCCUGUUCCUAAUAUAUAAAAGGGCUUGUUGCCCAGAAAGUUCAACUACAGUUCGUGAAAUAACGCAUGACCCUGGUUUUAAACAAAUGUGCAAAGCUGCACUACCCCAUUUUUUGUUUAUCGACAUUGGCCACCAGAAUAUCCCUGACCAAACCUUCUCUACCAAGCUAGCCUCUUUUGUGGAGAUUAUACAAGACGCAAAUGGAAAGAGUUAAGGUUAACCAAAGUAUUUACUGGGUAAGCGCCAAAAGUCAAUCCUCCAAAAGUAACAGGUUUAAGGUUUUAUGCUAAAAGGAUAAGCGUAUUAGAAAGCCAGACAUACAUAGAGAGGCAUUUCACGCUCUUAAAUCCUAUUAAUCACUUAGUAGUCUAUCCCGGGAUUCAGGUAUGAGGGUUCGGAGGGAUAGCGAUGUUGCCGUCUGAUUCAAGAAUCUCAUAGAUCUCAUGGAUUUUGUCAUCUCUAUGGGACUGUGGCUAACAAAUGCUAAGAAGCAAAACAAAAUGCUUAUCUGGUUGUAGCUGAAUUAAUUUUUCUGCUUCGCAGACUUUUUGUCUUAUGCCUGGAACACUCCAAGCCGACGCCGACGAACUAGUGGCGACGUGAGCAGACUGCAGAAUCGGCUCACGUCAGCAGCGUCUGGGUCCAAAGUUGCCCUGUCACACCAAGCCGAUUCUCAACACCCGACGGCCAAGUAGCUCGUCCGUUCUGCGCCUGCGUAAGAGUGGUUCGCUGGCUGAGCAGCCAAUCAGAAUGAUCAGAAGGCCCGACUGACCAACAAGCCCCGACGCCGAUUCAACAUGUUGAAUCGGCCGUUACAAAGCCGACGAGGACCAAAUUCGGCCGACGUGAUGGCCUUAGCUGUGCAGCUGUCCCGGUGAUCCUGCCGUUGCACGAAGGGAAGAGGCAAAGACACCUUCACAACUAACCUACUCUCUCACAAAACAAAAGGCACAGAGAGGAACAAAAAGUAAAAAGACGCCAGCAUAAACAAAUGCGACCAUGUACAGUGUGGAGGAUCUCCUCAUCUCUCAUGGAUACAAGCUGCCCAUGCAUACCACCUCCUCCACCCCUACCCCAGCCUCCGCCUCCUCGUCCCACAAGCCGCCUUCCUCCUCACUGCCGUCCUACAGCAGACACCAUGAAUUUCUGGAUAACAGGUCCGGCUCCGGGACGUUGUCGGGGCCCGGGAUGCCUUAUGGGAAUGGUAGUGAAUCCAGGGAGCCACAUGGGUAUGCCAGCGGCUGUUCCAACAACAUUUACAAACCCAGGGACAGGGGCCUGUCCAGGCGGGAGGGCGAGAACCGCUGCCAAAUGGACGCUCACUCCUUGGGAGAGUUGCUGACCUCAGACAGCGGGUUCUGUAAUGGCACCAGAGGUCCUCAGUCGCAGGCCAAGGAUUUGUCCUACUGGAGGAGGAGAGGCCAGGACUUCUCUAUGCUGCUGGGGUACGCUGACCAUAGAGAGACCCAUGCAGGAGGCAACGCGGGUUAUGGCAGCCCAGAGGGUGCUCAAAAAACAAGAGGCCAAGAGUGGUCUGCAGAGGAGUGUCAGAGAUCAGCUAAGGAGAGGCAACACUGGGCAGCCCAGGCGCGGGUGCAGGCUCAGGUCCGCUCUAAAGAGAGGGAAGCGGCUCUCCAUCACUUGCGGAUGGCUAAUGAGAGGAAGUGCCAGAGCUUGGGGACAGAGGAGUGGCGUCCCGGCGUGAACUUUGGCCGCCAGCUGUCACAGUGUGUCGGUGGGCGUUGUGCACAAGAGCAACUCCAUACCAGGACACCAGAGGGUAUGGUAGUGCAUCCCAGGGCCAAAGUCAAAUCCCAGUCCCUCCCCAGGAUGCUGCAGCCUGAAAGCCUGCAAUAUGUGGACAUAGACUCGUCCCAUCUGGAACUGUUCAGGCGGGUCAACGGUCAGCCACCAUUGCACCACGACCUUUAUAGGCCACCCCGCUGGCUGGAGAAUGGUAGGCCGGGUAGCGCCAACCAACUCUCAAUGACAUCAAAGCCUCGCUUCACACGACCCCCCAGACCUCCCUCUUAUGAGAUGCACCAGCAGAUCAGGGGAAGCUGUGAGAUGUUGUCCGGUAGAGAAUCAGUGACUCUCCAGGCCAGGGACAGAACCCCACUCCCAAUAUCAAGGACAGUUGACCCUCAACUAGACUAUUUUGCACAGGACUCUGGACCUCCAGGAUACAUCGCUCCUCCAUCAUAUAAAAGAGUUCCUAUUAUGAGAGGCAGGCAACAUGGAUAUGGCGAUAUUGCUGUUGACUACAGAUACAGAGGGGAUUUGUACCAGCAGAUACAUGUGGCACCAGAUGGAUCUCACUGGAUCAGACAUCCAGCUGGUUCCUGGCCCGAUCCCCAGAGAGAAAGGAGUGUGAAGCAGCUUUACCCGGUGUACACUACCCAGGAGCGCCCUGGUGGAGGGAUUCAAUACAUCCCCUUUGAUGACCCCCGUAUCCGCCAUAUUUCCUCAGCAAUGGCAGGCAACUCCCUGACGGACGCUGACAAGAUCCGGCACAUCCGUAAUGAGCUUCCCAGUGUCACAGUGUCGGAGCCUGCAUCCAGUGACAGUGCCUUUUUGCCCCCACCAUUGGGGCCUUUCAUCGCUGCCAAAUUGGGCGAUGAUGCUAACCAGACGUCUUCUAGCGACUUUGACAAUGACAAUACCAGGUGGCACAGUGAUUUGCACAAGGCUGUCCAUAACCUCCCAGCAACUGACCAAAAUUGCAACAGAUAUGCCAAAAACCAACGUCCUUCUUCGGCCUUCCAGGCCCCAUUAUCAAUAAGUUGUUCUCAUCAGGGGACCAACUCAGAUCAAGUCUUUGCAGAAACCAUCACCCAAGUAAAAACAAUUGUCCCAGAUUUAGGGCCAGAGAACACUAAAAGAAGAGUGAGUGAGACCAUCUUCUGCCUUGUAUCGGUCCCUGUUCACACACCAAUCAACAUUAGCAGAGACUUCGCAGCAGAUCAGAACAACAAUGAGACAAAACCAAGCCUGACCGUCACCAACACAGACACUUUUGCUGUAGGCCUCAAAGAGAGCCACAACGUGCGGAGCAAGUCAGCGAAUGAGAUGCCCAUAAAACCCCAUUACUCUCAUUUUUACACUAGCAGCACAUCCUUAAUGAGGAACUACAAGAGGGCUCCUCUAAGGAAGGAGAUCAUAGAUGCCUGGGCACUUCAAGCUAGGCAAGAUAAAGAGUUAUGCUAUGCUGGGUCUUGGCCUGGAAACCAGUACCGUAACCAGGAAACCCAGACUGGCUCACCUUCAAUAGAGGUGAAAAGUCCAAAAUCCCAGAGUCCUCCCGGUGGACAAGAGCAUCUUCAAUCUCUCUCAGAUACAAACUUAGAUAGUGUUGUUGGGCCAGAAAGAAGCUCUUCCUAUGGUUACCCCAUAGCAGGCCAGAAAAACCUUCAUCCCUCCAGCAACAGCGCAUUCUCCCGUCUCAGCCUCAGCCGAACACAACCGACAGGCCUCGAAACCUGCCAACAAGACUCCUGGGAAGAAAAUGGCUGGAAUCAAGUAGAGCAGCCAUCGUCUCCCAGGAAGAGCAACUCCAAUCCCGCUGAGACUGCUGAACAAGUGACCUUUGGUCAAUUUCUUUUAAAGCCAGUGAGCCGCCGACCCUGUGAUGCUAUUGGUCAACUAGAGAUUAUCAAUAACGAGAUGGAUGACACAAUCAGCAAAAAAACAAAUGUGGGUCAGUGCACUGACGAUUCAGAUGUGGCAAAGAAGAGAUCAGACCAGUUUCAGUCAGCAGCACAUUUCACUGCUAGUCCAGAACCAUGCAGGGAAGGAAUCAGUCUUUCACCAAUGCACAUAGAAAACCCUAACAUUGUCAGAUCUACGUCCUUAGCUUCUACAGCUGAUUUAGGCCACAUGGAUAUUAAGAGUGCUUUCACCAGACCACAGGCCAACAACAUACCUUCAACAAAUGAAACAAAUUCCAACCUAGACUGCAGAAAUUGUGGUCUCCAGCCCUUACUAACACUACAGAAUGAGCCAAAUAGGUUUUAUAGGCAGGACAUUCCAGUCCCUCAGGAGUCUCUUCUGAGGGAUGUGGGGUUAACGGUCUACACAGAGACUCCUGGUGGUCCUGGAGAACCAAUGCAGCGGUCCCUCUCAGUCCCAUCUCCACGUGAUCAUAAGGAGUUUAGUGAGUCAGUGCAUCAGUCAUUGGAGAGAAGGACAUCACUUGUUAAAAAUAGUGAUAGCCCUGAGCACAAUUCAAAUAAAGAACUUCAAGCUGAGGCAGAGACUGAGAGAACGCCUAAAUCAGACAAUUUUCCACUAUUCCGGGGUGAGGUGAAUUUGACCAUUUGUAGAACCAGGAGUGAAAGCAGCAGAUCACCUCAGAAAGAGGGUUCAUCACAUAUUACCAGGCUGACCAGGGAGGUUUCUUUUUGGAUACAGGGUGAUGAUGGCAAUGGGAGAUAUGCCAUCUCUGAGCCUCUGAUUUACAAGAAUGACUCAACCAUGGCAGAUAAGCACCUGGAGAACUUACUGAUCCGGGAGAAAGCCAAUUCUUUACCUACAGAGGACCUUAGCAACCUGUAUGCGGUCAAAUAUGCAAAAGGUAUCCCUGAAAAUGAGUCCAUCGAGCAGAGGGCUGCCAGAAUCCUGGGUAUAAGUGUUCCAGUGCAUUCAUUGGGUGUGGCUGAAAAACAAGAUGAUUUGGAUAAUGUAGUUGAGAAACUACACAGCCAAGGCGAAGAGACACAUCCAGUGAUAGGAGAGUGUGAGCUAGUAGAAGAGGAAUCCCUGAUGGUUUCCAGAGCAGAGACAGAGGAGGUCAAGGGGACAGAAUCAGUAGUAGACCACGUGAAAGGAGAUAGACAAAAGCACAGCACCAACCACAGCAAUGAUGAAGGCACUGAGAUUCAGUCUCUGGGAGUGGUGGCCGACCUGCCCGAGGUUCCACCUCAUACGCUUCCCCCAUCCCUCCCCACCACACCCGAUGACAAAUUACCACUCAGUCCGUGCAGUGUGCAGAGAAGGGUGCGAGGUGGAGCAUCAACAUUAAUCGAAUCCUUGCAUGAUAAGUUAACCUCUUCCACUGUUUUAUUUGCUACAUCUCUGGGCAGGUCAACCCCAGACAGAAUGGCCCGUCUGAAAGAACUGGAAUCAGUGUCUCGAAUAAGACGCCUCAGCCUGAAAGGUUCAGAUUUCGGAGGAGAAGUUGAUUCCAGGGAGAGGGAUGGUGACAGACAGGAGGGUGAACCUCGGGAAGUCACAAGAGAGGAAGUUAUGGAGCAACGAGUUGAGGAAAAUAAUGAAAAAACAGAGGAAGAACGAAGGAAGGGGGAGGAGAACCCAGUUGAGCAUGAGACUGCACGUGAGACACAUGACAGGUUUGGAGAUCCUAAAGGUCAUUGUAAACCUAAAAGAGAGGUGAAUGAAGCAAUAUGUGAGAAAGAGCCAAUACAAGAAGAGAAGGUGGAAGAGACUAAAGUAGACGUUGAAUUCAAAACAGCGGAGUCAAACACAGAAGUUGAGCCUCAACCUGUGGAGCACGACAAGGAAAGGCCUUUGGAGACAGUGAGAGUUGGACAGAAUACAUCAGAGGUCAGUGAGGCAACUGAAGAUGCUGUGGUACAGAAAUUGCCAAAACCAAAGCAGCGCACAAAGCUGCAGAAACCUCCUCUUCUUCCUAAACCUCGCAGUGUUCCCAAGAGAGAAAUAUCACUGCCUCUCAGCUUCAGCACCGGGAUUUGUGGCCCCUCGAACAACGGGGAUGAGGAGAUGCUCUCUGUAUCAGAAUCCUACGACCCCAGUCAAGUUGAGAGAGUGUAACCUCUUACACUGCCUUUGGCGCUGUGGAAAUCUGUCUUUAACAGCUUUUCCAACAACAAAGGCUUUCAUUUCACCUUGUGGCUUAGUCAGCCGUGACCUCUCCAAUAUUGUUAUGCAUUACUUCUCAAACAACUGACUGUCCUGGUGCUGCGAGAGCAUUUCUAUAGCCAAAUAAAGGCACUGCCGGUGCCAAAUGUCCAGGCCCUUUAACCUUGGCAUCCUCAUCCUUCCAUUCUCUACAAAGGUUUAUUUUCUCAAGCAAGUUGACAUCCUGCUUUUAAAAUUGCAUCAGGUAUUUUGCUUUUUUACGAAAAAUGCAUGUCAUUAUUCCCAUUUGCACUUGGUCUCCUUCUCGAACCCGGGUAAUAAAAAUGAAUGUAAAAGUGCUUCUAAGAAAAUAAAAUAAAAUGUAAGAGUAUAAAACAAAACAAGAAGGCAACAGUAUUGCAUUACAAUCAUUAUUAAUCUACACCAAAUGUAAAUAAGACAGAGUUAUUAGAUAAUAUUAAGAAUAUAAUAAUCAAUUUAAGUAAUUUAAUUGCUGAAGAAAUGUAUAUUUUCUUAUCCAUGUUAAGAUAAGACUAGAGUUUUGGAAGUGUAGUCUUAGGAGGUAUUACUAAUGAAAGCCCCUAUUCUUUAUUCUUAUAUUUGUAAGAAUGUACUCAAAGAGCAUUGCAAUGAGAAACACUGUGGUCCUUGAAUGGUUUCAUAUAAGAGCAAUAUAGUUGUAUAUGGGACAUUUGUGACAUGAUUUGUGGAACAAGUACCCGAUUUCAUUCAAAUGUCCGCUUGCACUGCUGAGAUUAUCUGCUUCAUGUUAACAGUGAGCACCUGAUAAUCUCUUCAGAUUACAUUUAUCCUGUUCUCCGCAGUGCCAGUCUGCGCAUCAGUAGUGGAAAUAGUGCAUUUAAAUAUUACUUUUGUUCAUCCUUAAAACUGUUGAAGAAAAAAAUAUAUUUUGUGAUAUCAGCAGAAGUCUAUAUUUUGCUGUGGAGUUUUGAUUUGUUCACAAUGAGUUCAGAUGUGCUUUUUUUGUGUGUGCAGGAAACGAUAGAACUUCAUCUGUGUGUCAUACGACCACGGUUGUUGGGUUACAAAUCCUAAUUUAAACUAGUCUGCAGUGAUUUGUUACUUUGACGAAAACAUUUGGAGUUGUUUUGGCAAUAAUAACAAUGGUAAUAUUAGCGUCUAGCCGAAGAAGCGAAAUAUUAAUACUGUGCAGAACAUUUCUGUUGAAAUACUAGUCACAGUAUCUGUUCCAAUACUUAAUUAGUGCUUUUGUGUGUUGUGGGCAUAAUGGACCAUUUGCUUUCCACUCACCUCACGUACGCGGUAGCAAUACAAGAAAUCUAAAAGCAUACCAAACCAAACUUUACGCUAUGCAUUGGACAUUACAUUUACUGGGUGUAAUACUAAAAUUGAAAGGUAAAACUGUAAUUUCUGAUUCUGCUUGUUUGACCCUGUCACUCUUUAAUCCAGUAAUUUGGGUUGGACAUGUUGGAUAUGGGACGUGUUGGAUAUGGUUGUAGACGUGCGUAGCAGUAGCUCUACUGGAGUUCAAUCUGUGGUAGCUCAGUGCCGGUUUUAGUCUUUGUCCUGUUGACAAACCAGUACUCUGUGUUCCAGGUAGUGUGUUACGACCGUUCUCGUAGUUUUUUUUUGUACUGCGAGUUCUUUGUACCAUGAUAUAGACUAUUGGUGCACAUCUUGCUUCGAUAUUUUCUAUUUUCAUACUGAAGUAUGUACAGCUUCUCUUGUAUGCGCGUCACAACUUUUUCUUUGUUUCUUUUUUUAUGUCCAUGCAAAGAAGACAAAUGCGUUAUAAAUCCCAGGUAGAAGGUGUUAUUUGCAUAUAAUUGCAUUUGGUACUAUAUAGUCUAUCCAAUAAACAACUGUUAUAUUUCAUAUAAUUUUAUUACAAAAAAGUUAUGCUACAUAUUUAAAAAAAAGAACAAGGUAUUUUUAGAUUAUUGUGAAAAGGGAAAUGUUUUUGAUGGAACAAUAUUUGUCUAUAUUUGAAAUGAUCAUUGACAGUGACAAUGAUCAUAAGUGUGUGCUAUUGUACAGUACUGCAGACAAUUCAUAAAUAAAAGUCUU